Molecule: messenger RNA, 378 nt
Organism: Sciurus carolinensis (gray squirrel)
Lineage: Eukaryota; Metazoa; Chordata; Mammalia; Rodentia; Sciuridae
Gene: Lce6a
Product: late cornified envelope 6A
Exons: 3
Source: RefSeq, a predicted model, not a curated record
CUUCUCCUGGGAUGGCUUGUCCACUUGUCUUCCUGUAGGAUUCGACACGUUAGCUGAGCAAUGUCACAGGAGAAGCAGCAAUCUUGGGAGCCACCAAAUGCUCCUAAGUGCUCCCCUACCCCAUGCCCAACCCCCUGCCCGGGUCCCUCCUCUGCUCCUUGUGGAGCUUCCUGUUCAGGAGUUUGUCCUUCCCGUUCCCAAAGGCCUGGAACUCAGAGCCCAGCCCGCUCUAGGAGGGCUCGCCGAAAGCCUCACUGCCUCAGUGGUGGCAGGACCUACCCCUGCAAAGAGGAGGAGUGCUGAGAGUUCAUCCUGCUCCAGAGAAGCUUGCAGUCCAGUAGAAGAAAUGGGCACUCCAGAUUGAAACGAGAGGAUUAA